Aspergillus caelatus is the source of this 395-nucleotide messenger RNA. RefSeq lists its product as uncharacterized. NCBI's taxonomy places the organism in Eukaryota, Fungi, Ascomycota, Eurotiomycetes, Eurotiales, Aspergillaceae. The record is from RefSeq and is a predicted model, not a curated record. Bases 54 to 344 code for a protein of 96 amino acids. The transcript has a single exon.
GGUUGGAAGACUAAAAAUUUCUAAGAAGGGGUUCCUCUAACGCAGAUACCCCAAUGAAACAAUUCUUGGCAAGUCAUAUCCUCAUACUCUGCGUCGUUUAUGGUUCGCGGUCAACGUAUGUACAUAAGUACAUACUGGUCGAGAGGUGCGUCCAUCCAUCCUUUUCAUCUAACCAGUUAGCUCACACCACUAGUAUUAUCGUAUUCCAAGUCAAAUCCAUCGACAACAACGCUGACAGCAGGCUAUCUCGAGAAUUCUUGUUUAUCAUUUUGCCCUUCUUCGGGGACCCGUGCAUCUGCACUCUCUUAACGGGAGCAAAGAAGAGAAAAGAAAUAGGUCAAUAAACCUUUGCUCAAAGCCUAAGGUUAACAGCUCACCACAGUAACGUUCAUUCU